Messenger RNA from Empidonax traillii (willow flycatcher), 2088 nucleotides. RefSeq names its product phytanoyl-CoA 2-hydroxylase interacting protein (gene PHYHIP). Gene Ontology annotation, molecular function: protein binding. The coding region runs from base 383 to 1375 and encodes 330 amino acids. The record is from RefSeq and is a predicted model, not a curated record. The transcript is spliced from 5 exons. Gene Ontology annotation, cellular component: cytoplasm. Lineage: Eukaryota; Metazoa; Chordata; Aves; Passeriformes; Tyrannidae.
CGCCGCACGCGUCCCUCCAUCCCAUUGGCAGAACCGGGAGGUUUUUCCUUCCUCCCCCUUUUUUCUCCCAGCUCCUUGGAUAUCUAUUUUUCCCUUUUUUUUUUUUUUUUUUUUUCUCCCCUCUUCUCUCCCUCCUCUGGAGGGUGUUUGCUAUUUCCGAGCUGGCUGGGAGGAUCCCAGUCGCAUCAGCCGCAGGCAGAGACGCGGCAGCGCCGGGUACCACCGCGAUCCCACCGGCAUCCUCCGUCCUUCCCGCCUGGAUCAGCCCCGCCGGGGCUCCCUGUCCUGCCGCCCCUUCCCUCUUCCCACCCUGCCGCUCCACCGGUAUCCCACCGCUUCCCGGCAGCCCCCCGGCACGGCCAGGAGCUCAGCCCCUCCGGCCAUGGAGCUGCUCUCCACCCCCAAGAACAUCGAGAUCAACAACAUCACCUGCGACUCCUUCCGCAUCUCCUGGGCCAUGGAGAAGGGGGACCUGGAGAGGGUCACCCACUACUUCAUCGACCUCAACAAGAAGGAGAACAAGAAUUCCAACAAGUUCAAGCACCGGGAUGUCCCCACCAAGCUGGUGGCCAAGGCGGUGCCGCUGCCCAUGACGGUGCGGGGGCACUGGUUCCUGAGCCCCCGCACCGAGUACAGCGUGGCCGUGCAAACGGCCGUCAAACAGAGCGAUGGGGAGUACCUGGUGUCCGGCUGGAGCGAAACCGUGGAGUUCUGCACCGGCGACUAUGCCAAGGAGCACCUGGCCCAGCUGCAGGAGAAGGCAGAGCUGAUCGCCGGCCGCAUGCUGCGCUUCUCCGUCUUCUACCGCAACCAGCACAAGGAGUAUUUCCAGCACGUCAGGAUGCACUGCGGGAACGUGAUGAAGCCGUCUCUGAAGGACAACAGCGGGAGCCACGGCUCCCCCACCAGCGGGAUGCUGCACGGCAUCUUCUUCAGCUGCAACACCGAGUUCAACACCGGGCAGCCCCCCCAGGACUCGCCCUACGGCCGGUACCGCUUCCAAAUCCCGGCCCAGCGCCUCUUCAACCCCAACACCAACCUCUACUUCGCGGACUUCUACUGCAUGUACACCGCCUACCACUACGUCGUGCUGGUCCUGGCGCCCAAGGGCUCCUCCGGGGAUCUCUUCUGCCGGGAGCGCCUCCCCCAGCUGGACAUUUCCUCCAACAAGUUCCUGACGUGCUGCGUGGAGGAGGGCGAGCUGGUGUACCGCCACGCCCAGGACAGCAUCCUGGAGGUCAUUUACACGGAGCCCGUGGACCUCGCCCUGGGCGUGCUGGGGGAGAUCAGCGGCCACCAGCUCAUGAGCCUGUCCACCGCCAACGCCAAAAAGGACCCCAGCUGCAAGACGUGCAACAUCAGCGUGGGGCGCUAAGGGCGGGAGGAGGAGGAGGAGGAGGGCAGGGCCGGGCAGGGGGACGGGCGCCCGCCCCGGGGGCUUCUCCCACGGACACUGGUGGGCGGAGGGCGCGGGUGGGCGCGGGGGAGCCGCGUGGGGCCCCCCCGAGGAAGGAGCCGGCGGGAUGCUCGCCCGGCAGGGAGGCGGAGCCCACCAGGCCGCUCUGCGCCCCGAGGGAAGAAGCCUUCAUCUCCUGGACUGGCCGACCGGCAUCAUCCUCGCUGGCGUGAGCCCCGCGCUCUGCCCUUCUCCGCGCAGCCGCUGCGGGACCCCCUUCCCCUCCGGUGUCCCCUGCAUCCCCCCCCACCCAAGGUUUGUGCAGUUCCCGGGGAGCCCCGGUCCUGCCAACCGGGACUGGGGCUCCCUGGCCACCCCAGGGGGGUUCAGUGGAGAGGCUGGAAGCACCCCCGGUUUUUUGGACUGCUCCUGGGGACAGCGGGGUGCUCAGACAGGGACCCCCCCGCUCCAGGGGGGACACCGCAGCGGUGCGGGGGACCCCUUGUGCUGUCCCUCCCUGCUCUGUGCUGCCCAAACCGCGGCCCCGGAGGCAGCCGGAGGAUCUGGGGAAUAGGGGAGUGGAGCUGAGCCCCCCCAACCCCGUGUCCCGUCCCCCCCCAAACCCCGCCGCCCCCCGCAUGAGCCGUCGGCAGCAUGGCGCUUGCGUGCGGCCCCCCCCGCGGCGCCCACCC